UGAUGAACGGUGACACUGCCGAUGGCAACUAUUCUAAUCCACUCACAGCUACAAUCGUCAAUAAUUCUGUACGUACACCAUUUUAUUGGAUUUUGAGAGACGGAUAUAAUUUGGUGUGCGUGCGGUAAAAAAAAAAAAAACACGGACCUCAAGUUAAUCGCCUCAAGCGAAAAUCGAUGACGCGAAGAAUCAUUAAAAACUCCUUGGUAUCACAGACGCAAAGGCCGUUGGAAUAGACUAGAUCGAUGUCUAAAAGUAAAAUCAAUCCGAUUACGUUUGAUAAACCAAUCGCAUCGUACAAAAGUUGAAUUACCAAUAUUACGGAUAGUGUCAUCCCGGCACGCAACAGCUAUAAAUAGACAUUGUGAAUGACCAUGAAAUAUUCAUCGACUUUGUCCUACGUUGAGCACACGGAYUUAUUGUUAUUGUGAGUUUCAGGCCUUUUAAACAGCUGAUAUCAACGUUGUGUUAUCUACUGAGGGUGAAAUCAACAAAAGACAAAAAUACCUCCCUAAUCGACGGCAAAGAUCGCUGAAAACAGUCAAAGUUUGGAUGACAUAGACGAUAUAGUCGCUUGAGAGACCUGCUUAAAACCAUAACAUUCCUGAGUGAGAAAUUAUUACAAGAUUUUCAAACGUUUCAAUAUGGAUUCUGGUGUGAUUAAACGCUGGAAAACGCUCGAAAGUCUUUCUGUGGAGGAUUAUUUCGAUGAUAUCACACAGAUAAAGCGCUGGGCAUCGUCAGGAAAGUUGAUGGAGUCAGCAAAUAAUGCCACAAGAUGGGAAAAAGAUUCUCGUAUCCCUGGGGUAGUAUGCGGAGUCUGUAGUCAACGUUUCAACAGACCAAAAUUACUACCCUGUCUUCAUAGUUUUUGCCAAAGCUGCAUAGAAAGUUUAGUGAAAUUAUCCGAAGGAAAUGAAAGCAGACUUGAAAUUGUGUGUCCUAGUUGUACAACGCAAAGUAAACUUCCCGAAAAAAUCGAAAGCUUGCCGACGAAUUUCUUAUUAAUUCAAACGCUAAUCGAAUUGGAUGCUUCAGAAGAGAAGGAGAAACCGCUAGUGAUAUGUGCGAAUUGUGAAGAUGCGUCGCGUGCGACURGCGUAUGCGUUCAGUGCGCGGAAUUUUUGUGYGAAAAAUGCACAAAUGCGCACCGUCGYGURAGGCUUACGCGAGAACACUGUAUUACACCACUAGCAAGUCAAAGUAGGUCUGGCACCACUUCAGAGAGUCAGCCAAGUGCCUGUCAGGAGUUGACCAAGUGUUCUAAGCAUACGCAAGAAGAUUUAGCKUACUUCUGUAAGUCAUGUAGAACACUCAUUUGCCGUGARUGUACGGUMAACGAGCACGAGAAAAUGUCUCACGAUUUUGAACCGUUACACGAUACAAGCGAAAYCCAAAAGCAAAAAAUGGCAGCUUUAAUAGGCAARGCUAAAGUACGCCUACCAUUCAUGCGUAGGACGUUGCUAGAAAUUGAACAUGCCGCAAAUGAGCUGCCAAGACACGUAGAAGCCAUUACGGAGGAAAUUCAGGAUUCUACAAUGCGCUACGUAAGAGCAUUACGCGAACGUGAGUUUCAGCUCCUAGACGAUCUCGAUGCUAUACGUGAAUACAAGGCAACUAUYCUAAAGGAACAGAAAGAGAAACUGUUACGUAAAGUCGAAAGUAUAGAAAGCGCUUGUGCGUUUACGCAACGGUUGCUAAACGAAGGCGAUGCGUUACACGUUGCGGUGGUGAGUGAUUAUGCAGUGGAGAGAUUACACGAGCUCAACAUGGACAACAGUGACAUUCAGCCGGCAGAAGGACCAGACGUAGAGUACGUUACGCAAGAAGACGUACUAUUUGACGUKAUAAACACUGGCGGUAAAGUUGAAAACAGUACUCGUUUCCGUAAGGUCCGCGUUCUCGGGGAAGGYUUAUUUGAGGCGUCGGUAGGUAAGCCUUCUACGUUUACUGUUGCGUUUGAUGAUGGAAUGGCGAAAGAGGACCUAGACAUACGAAUCGAGACGCCCGACGGAGUGAUUUUAUCGUGCGACAUUACGCAACAGAGUAAAGAUAUUCUCUGCGUUAGCUAUACGCCCAAAAUUUACGGAGAGCACGAGAUUUCCAUACAAGCUUACGGAAAACACGUAGAGGGAAGUCCAUAUAUAAUUGACAUGAAAAAAGGCCACAUGAKUUAUUCAACUAAGAGCAGCCCUGUUUGUUUGCGUUUUGGAAACAAGGGCACUGGACUGGGAGAAACAGAAUCCCCAACCGACGUGGCAGUGCGCAGCAACGGCUCCAUCGUUGUCUGCGAUUCAGGCAACCAGCGGAUACAAUUCUUUGACAGUAGAGGGGUUGUMUURAAUCAGUUUGGAUGCAAGGGAAGCGAGCUUGGGAAAUUUGAAAACCCGACAGGCAUCUGCAUUGAUCAAGGCGGGAAUAUAGUGGUAUCUGAUCAAACUAUAAAUAGAAUCCAAGUGUUCACGGUYGAGGGUGUACUUCUUCGACAUUUUGGUCCCAAAUGCGGCAAUUCCAAUGAAUUGAAGGGCCCUCUAGGCGUGGUUGUCGACGAAGAGGGACAAGUUCUAGUGGCAGACCAAUCAAAUCACAGAAUUGUAGUGUUUGACAAUAAGGGUUAUUUUAURCACGARUUUGGGUCCCUGGGGACCAACGAUGGUGAAUUCAAUAACCCAUCAUUCAUAGCUGUCAAUCAAGAUGGAGAAAUCUUCGUAACGGACUCGUGCAAUCAUCGGGUGCAGUUAUUUGACAUGACUGGCAAAUACAUUGGAAAAUUUGGAAGGCCUGGGACUGGAAAUGGAGAAUUUCAAUACCCAUCAGGCAUUGCGAUCGAUGCAUCUGGAUACAUCUUUGUUACUGAUCGAACCAAUCGUAUUCAAGUGUUCAAUCAGCACUAUCGWUAUGUAUGCAAUUUUGGCGGGAAACAAAGUGGUGAUGGACAGCUUAGUUCUCCUACAGGACUUGACUAUACACCUGAGGGUCGUGUUGCAGUGGCAGAUACCGCUAAUAACUGCGUCAAAGUAUUCUAUUUACCUAAAGACCAGACAUAGUUGAAMGAUUGCUAUGGAUGRUGCUUUUAUGGCAGCAUCCGCCCCAA
Molecule: messenger RNA, 3094 nt
Organism: Exaiptasia diaphana
Lineage: Eukaryota; Metazoa; Cnidaria; Anthozoa; Actiniaria; Aiptasiidae
Product: E3 ubiquitin-protein ligase TRIM71
Exons: 1
Coding region: 645-3047 (800 amino acids)
Biological process (GO): proteasome-mediated ubiquitin-dependent protein catabolic process; protein polyubiquitination
Molecular function (GO): protein binding; ubiquitin protein ligase activity; zinc ion binding
Source: RefSeq, a predicted model, not a curated record